AUGUUAAGACUUAUCGUAGUGGUACUUGUCGCUUGUUGGUGGAGUUCGGCGGCAUUGGGAGCAACAGUACCUCAAAAGGAUCCGGAAGUGAAGGCGCGUUCAGCGGCAGCCCUACAGGACCCAGGAAGGAACGCUCGGAGUUUAGGCGGGCUAGGAUUGGGAGGAAUCGGAAUCGGAAUCGUUGGAGGUGCCAUUGGAGGAGGAGGAUUAUUUGGUCCACCUGCUAGUCCCUACGGUGGUUUUGGAGGACCUUUCGGUGGACCCUUUGGUGGGCCUUAUGGAUCUCCUUACGGUUAUCCGUAUGGAUCACCUUAUGGAUCUCCUUAUGGAGCAGGACCCUAUGGACCGAUUGGUGGUGGAUUCGGUCCUUAUGGCGGUAUCGGACCGUUUGGAGGCGGAAGCUUUGGAAGUUAUGGUGGUGGAUAUGAGUACGGAUACGGAGGAAAUUAUGGCUAUUACGGUUGA
Messenger RNA from Uranotaenia lowii, 465 nucleotides. RefSeq lists its product as uncharacterized. Lineage: Eukaryota; Metazoa; Arthropoda; Insecta; Diptera; Culicidae. The transcript has a single exon. The coding region runs from base 1 to 465 and encodes 154 amino acids. The record is from RefSeq and is a predicted model, not a curated record.